Molecule: messenger RNA, 3675 nt
Organism: Didymella exigua CBS 183.55
Lineage: Eukaryota; Fungi; Ascomycota; Dothideomycetes; Pleosporales; Didymellaceae
Exons: 4
Coding region: 1-3675 (1224 amino acids)
Biological process (GO): intracellular sterol transport
Cellular component (GO): mitochondrion; cortical endoplasmic reticulum; plasma membrane
Molecular function (GO): sterol binding; sterol transfer activity
Source: RefSeq, a predicted model, not a curated record
AUGGCGCGAUACUCCGCGCUGACUGCGACUGCAGCUGGAAUGGAGGCCCGCUCGUGCUACGCCGUGCAGCAUCCCGAUGCGCCGGGCGACGCGUACGACGGCGCCCUCGACCGCCUGAGGAGCCGCAACUCGGACGACGGCCGCAGCGACAGCUCCUCCAACAGGCGCACCCACAAGCGCCGCCUGUCUGGCCUGUUCCGGCGCAGAGACGCCAGAGACAGCAGAGACGACCUGUCGCAGAUGGACCCGCCCGAGACGCCCGCGCUGCCCGCCGACCUCACGCGGCCCAGCUCAGGGUCGCGCAACCUCAGCGACGACUCGCUCGGCCUGCACAGGAGUGUCGCCAGCAGCCUGCUGACCGACGACUCGGACCCGGACACUGCCUCGCCAGCGCGCCGCCCGGGCAUAUCACCGCACAACUCCCACGCUGGGUUGUUGACGCUGUCCUCGCCCCUGAUCGCCUCCGAGACGAUUGACUCGCUCGACUCGGCCACCACCACCACCUGCACCACCACCACCACCUGCACCACCACCACCACCGAUGCCACGCUCGUCGACUCGCUGACGUCGACCGAACACGGCCCCCCACGCACCGCCAGCACCCUCGACCUCACGCCCAACAAGCGUGGAGUCUCGCCGGUCGGCAAGCUGAAGGAAGCCUUUGCCCCCUCCCGACGGGCCACCUCGCCGAAGCCGGGCACCGCCGCAGACGGCGCCAAGCCAGGCGCAAGCGCUGGGGGGAUUGGGGCGCUCUUUGGAGGAAAGAGGCGGGAGCAGCGCGUUCUGGAUGGCCCCAUUGUGGCCUCGCCGCCACAGAUCCACACGGGCUCCGAGACGCGGUCGACGGCGUCUCUGCGCUCGCUAGGUCCUACGCGGAUCAUCACCCAGAUACCAGCGACUCCGCCAGACACGGCCGACGCCCCCACGACCUUUGUUACGCCGCCCACCCCCGUAGACGGGUCCGCGCCGUCGCCCACCGAGUCGACGCACGCAAAGACGCCCACCCAGCACAGUCCCUCGCGGUCGAACCCCAACGUAGUCGUCUCUCCUUCGGGGAACAUGAUAUCGCACAGACGCGUGCGCUCCGCCUCAAACGCGCCCAGCAAGCUCUCCAACUACAUCUCAGCGCCGCUCACGCCCCACCCCGAGGAAGCAAAGACGCCUGGCGGGACCGCCGUGCUCAACUCGCCCAGCACUGGAUUCUUCUCGUCGGUGUUUUCCGCCGCGCAAAACGCCGCCAAUCAGUUCAGCAACACCAUUGCGCAGAACUCGGCGCCGAAGAACAGGCCAGACAGGCCGCAGCAGAAGGAAGCAGACGACGCCGGAGACGGAGGCGAAGAGGUCAUUGGGCCCGCAAACGCCGAAGCGCGAGCAGAGGGCUCAGAGAAGCCUCGCCCUGCCAUUGAGACGCUUGGGUCCGGAAACCUCAGUCUGGCGCACCUGGGCAUAUCGGAAAGCAGCGAAGCCAGCCCCAUGUCUUUGGCGACAAACGUCACCGUCAAGGCCGACGAAGCCUCUGCCAAGGUGGAAGAUGCCGCGGCCGCAGAGGCCGUGUCGGCAGCCUACGCCGCCAAGCCACCGUCGGUCGGCAGUGAACGCCCACGCUCGCUCACCGUCGACUCUGGCGGACCAGGUGCAGCCUCGCCCAAGAGGGAAGCCGACCUUGCAGAUUCGCCGGCUGCGGGCUCACUGCAGAGACAGGGAAGCGUCCGCAGCCGCAUCAGCGGUGGCAGACGGAGGCGGCACAGGGGUAGCUCGGCUGCGACUGGCAACACUACCGCCACGGCUCCGAUUGGAGCCAGUACCUCUACACUGGCUCCCGCUGCGCCGUUGCAAGGCCAUCGACUGAACGGCACUGGCUUUGCCGUGGCACCGCCGAAGCGCAACAAGGACUUCCACGCCCUCUUCAAGAGUGUCCCCGAGGACGACUACCUGAUUGAGGACUACAGCGCGGCACUGCAAAAAGAGAUUCUGCUCCACGGCCGACUGUACGUCUCCGAGGGCCAUCUCUGCUUCUCCAGCAACAUUCUGGGCUGGGUCACCAACCUUGUCAUCAGCUUUGACGAAGUCGUGUCUGUCGAGAAGAAGUCGACGGCUGUUCUGUUUCCCAACGCCAUUGUCAUCCAAACGCUCCACGCUCGCAAUGUCUUUGCAUCCUUUCUGGCGCGAGACUCGACCUAUGAUCUCAUCAUUGGCAUAUGGAAGAUUUCGCAUCCCAACCUCAAGUCCUCCUUGAACGGCGUGACGCUCGACGGGUCCGCUGGCACCGGCGACAAGACCGAAAAGGCCGAGUCCAUUGGCAGCGACGAUGCGACCAGCGAGUCUGACGACGACGUCUACGACGAGGACGCAGAAGACGACGAUGGGUUCGGUAGCUUCACCGAGGCUGGCGAGGGCAGUGUGACCGGCAGCGACCUUGGCUCGGCAGCUGGCGAGCCAGCCACUCGCAAAAUCAGCGCUGCCGUCGCACAAGCCGUGGGCAGCGGCGGGCAGACGACCGAGGCGGCAAAGGCGGCAACGAAUGGCGCUGCAGCCGCGACGAACGACUUUCCUGGCUCCGCGACGCACGGGCCGUCGGAUUGCGCUGACGCCGAUAAGCACUAUGACAAGCUCCUGAUCGACACGACAAUCCCAGCGCCUUUGGGCAAGGUCUACAGCUUGAUGUUCGGCCCCGCUGCUGAUGCGUUUAUGCGAAAGUGGUUGAUUGAGGACCAAAAGUCGCUCGACUUGCAGAUGGAGCAUGACAAGGAUGGCUUGGGCGAGAAGAAGACGACGUUUAGCUACGCCUACACCAAGCCGCUCUCUGCGCCAGUCGGGCCCCGGCAGACACGGUGCAACAUCGAGAUGACGCUUGAGCAGUACGAUCUCGAGAGAGCGGUGAGCGUCAACUGCAGCACGCAAACUCCAGACGUACCGAGCGGCAAUAUUUUUCUCACAAAGACACGAUACUGCCUGAUGUGGGGGCCCGGCAACAGCACGCGACUGGUCAUGACCUUUACCGUCGAAUGGAGCGGCAAGAGCUGGCUGAGGGGACCCAUUGAGAAGGGCGCCAACGAUGGUCAAAUGUCGUAUGCCACCUCGCUCACCGCCGCGUUGCGCACUGCCGUGGCUGCGAAAAUCAACGCGGGUCCCAAGACACCAGGCCGCAAUGGAAAGUCUAAGAAGCGAUCCAGGACCGCAGCACUGGAGGAGGCACCCGCCAUCGCCGCACCCGCCGCGCCACAGCCCAAGCAGAGCAACUGGGGCCUUUUGGAACCGAUACGCCUGCUAGUGCCCUUCUCCGACACCAUCGAGUCGCUGUGCACCCCGCAGAUGAUCAUCACCGUGCUCGGUGCACUGCUGAUCUAUUCGUGGUUCUUCCGCAGCGCUGCAACAGGAGCGACGGGCCCGAAUCACUGGAACACGCACCAGCGACAAGUCGCGCACGACGAGAUCUGGCGCCACGAAGAGAGCGAGCUGUGGAAGUGGCUCGAGCAGCGCGUCGCAAUCGACCGCGUGCAGCACGAAGCGCUCGGCAAGUCCACACCCGACGCCCACCAACGCGUCGAGCCCAAGACCAUCAAGGAGCGGGAGAUGGACGAGGCGAUCCGCAUCACCGAGCAGAAACUCGCCGAGCUGAAGAAGUCGGUCGAGAAGGAGCGGCAGCGGAGUCAAACCAAGGGCCCAAAAGAAUAG